This is a messenger RNA of Hibiscus syriacus, 983 nucleotides long. Its product is annotated as phosphatidylinositol:ceramide inositolphosphotransferase 1-like. NCBI's taxonomy places the organism in Eukaryota, Viridiplantae, Streptophyta, Magnoliopsida, Malvales, Malvaceae. Gene Ontology annotation, cellular component: endoplasmic reticulum membrane; trans-Golgi network; Golgi membrane. The record is from RefSeq and is a predicted model, not a curated record. Gene Ontology annotation, biological process: ceramide biosynthetic process. The coding region runs from base 1 to 777 and encodes 258 amino acids. The transcript is spliced from 10 exons. Gene Ontology annotation, molecular function: sphingomyelin synthase activity; ceramide cholinephosphotransferase activity; inositol phosphoceramide synthase activity.
AUGUCAUCGUCCAACUACCGACUUAACGACGGUGUGUAUAUUCAUGGUCUAGCUGCUCGAGGAGUUCAUUACCUACACCGGCCGGGGCCAACGCUUCAGGAUCUUGGCUUCUUUCUUCUUCCGGAGCUUGGGCAAGAUAAAGCUUACAUCAGCGAGACGGUGUUCGGCUUCAUCUUUCUAUCAUUUUUCUUGUGGACUUUCCAUCCUUUUGUCUUCAAGGUCAAAAAGUUCUAUACAGUUCUAAUUUGGUGCAGGGUGCUAGCAUUUUUAGUUGCUUCUCAGACUCUCCGAAUCUUCACAUUCUAUUCUACUCAGCUUCCUGGUCCUAAUUAUCAUUGUCGAGCGGGUUCAAAGCUUGCCAGAUUGCCAAAACCGGAUGGUGUGCUAGAAGUCCUCUUAAUCAAUUUUCCUCAAGGUUUAACAUAUGGUUGUGGUGACUUGAUUUUCUCAUCACACAUGAUCUUCACCCUGGUCUUCGUCAUCACCUACCAAAAAUACGGCACACGACGAUGUAUAAAGCAGUUUGGUUGGCUGGUAGCUAUAAUUCAGAGUUUCUUGAUCGUAGCAUCCCGCAAACAUUACACGGUUGACGUAGUCGUCGCAUGGUAUACUGUUAGUUUAGUGGUGUUCUUCAUAGACAAGAAAUUGCCAGAACUGCCCGACAGAAGUAAAGGAAGUUCACCUCUUUUGCUACCGUUGAGCACCAGAGAUAAGGAUAAGCGGAGCAAAGAAGAUGCCAAUGCAAACCAGGUAGACACUGCAAUGAAUAGUUCGUAGAUCGACCGGAAGCCGAUGGUAUCGCCAUCGUGGGGCCGCUUGUAACCUUAUGAUGUUGGAUUAAGGAGGCUUUAUGUUCUUCCAGGAAUGGUAAGAAUUUCAUUUGUAAAUCUCGAGAAAACAGAGCUUGACAUUGUUUUGGUUUAAAAUCAUCAGCAUCCACAUGUAUAUGCUGUUGUUCCCUUUCUCAUGUUUAUAGUUUAAUU